GGGAUGACAUCAUCACAUCUGAGCCUGUGCAGGAUGCCAGAUCCUGCCGAGCGCGGUGCGGCGGCGGCGCCCCCUGCUGUGUGAGCGAGAGACGGCGCCAUGGGCAACCUGCUGGAGGAGGGCAUGAACGUGGUCAUCGUCGGCCACUACAACCACUCGGGCAAGUGGGAGCGUCCCCGCGGCGGCGGCGGCGGCUGCAAGACGGCGGUGCUGCUCCUCAUCUGCGUGCUCAUCGUGCUGGAGAACGUGACGGUGCUGCUAGCGCUGUGGCGCAACAAGCGCUUCCACAGCCGCAUGUACUUCCUCAUCGGCAACCUGGCGCUGUCCGACCUGCUGGCCGGCGUGGCGUACGUGGUCAACAUCUUCACGUCGGGGAGGAACACCUUCUUCCUGACGCCGGCGCAGUGGCUGGCGAGGGAGGGCAGCAUGUUCGUGGCGCUCAACGCCUCCACCUUCAGCCUGCUGGCCAUCGGCAUCGAGAGGCACAUGACCAUGGUGAGGCUGCGCCCGUGCGAGACGGCGAGCCGGGGGCGGCUCCUGGGCCUGCUGGCGGCGUGCUGGUUGGUCUCGGUGCUCCUGGGCGCCCUGCCCAGCCUGGGGUGGAACUGCUUGGAGCGCCUGGGCUCCUGCUCCACGGUGCUGCCGCUCUACGCCAAGAGCUACGUGGCCUUCUGCAUCAGCGUCUUCAGCGCCCUGCUGGUGGCCAUCGUCAUCCUCUACAUCCGGAUCUACCGCCUGGUCACCUCCAGCGGACGCCGGGUCAGCAGCCGACCCUCCGAGUGCUCCCUGGCUCUGCUGAGGACCGUGGUGAUCGUCCUGGGCGUCUUCCUGGCGUGCUGGGCGCCGCUCUUCCUCCUGUUGCUGCUGGACGUGGGCUGCAGCCCCGCCAGGUGCCCCGUCCUCUACCAGGUGGACUGGUUCAUCGCCCUGGCGGUGCUCAACUCCGCCCUCAACCCUCUCAUCUACACGCUCUCCAGCCGGGAGAUGAGGGCCGCCUUUUUCCGCCUGCUGUGCUGCUGUCAGGGCGGCAUGGAGCCCACAAGGACACCGGCGGCGGGGCACCCGCACCUGGGCGCCGCCAUGCCCACCGCCGAGAACAGCAAGAGCAGCAUGGCGGGAGGCGGGCCCGGGGCACCGGAUAGAGGGAAGGUACCCAUCCCGACUAACGCUGACAUAAAACAUGGAAAUCCUUCUGCCACCGCCUUGCCACACCCUUCUGGACCGGCUGACCUGCUGUCGGCGGUCCUGGGGAAGGCGGGGGCGUUCGGCAAGUUCUGACAGAGCCUGAUCGGCACGGCAGGAGGAGGCGGACACGGGGCGCCGGAUAGACGGAAAGUUCCCAUGCCGAUCAACGCCGAGAUAAAACACGGAGAUCUUCCCGCCUUGCCGCAGCCUUCUGGAC
This is a messenger RNA of Nerophis lumbriciformis (worm pipefish), 1402 nucleotides long. RefSeq names its product sphingosine-1-phosphate receptor 3a (gene s1pr3a). Gene Ontology annotation, biological process: G protein-coupled receptor signaling pathway. Gene Ontology annotation, cellular component: membrane. The record is from RefSeq and is a predicted model, not a curated record. NCBI's taxonomy places the organism in Eukaryota, Metazoa, Chordata, Actinopteri, Syngnathiformes, Syngnathidae. Gene Ontology annotation, molecular function: sphingosine-1-phosphate receptor activity.